Messenger RNA from Baudoinia panamericana UAMH 10762, 396 nucleotides. RefSeq lists its product as uncharacterized. Gene Ontology annotation, biological process: retrograde transport, endosome to Golgi; endoplasmic reticulum to Golgi vesicle-mediated transport. Lineage: Eukaryota; Fungi; Ascomycota; Dothideomycetes; Mycosphaerellales; Teratosphaeriaceae. The annotation marks the transcript as partial. The record is from RefSeq and is a predicted model, not a curated record. Gene Ontology annotation, cellular component: COPII-coated ER to Golgi transport vesicle; endoplasmic reticulum; Golgi cis cisterna. The transcript is spliced from 4 exons.
AUGCCUACAUACUGGCUCUCAGACUCGCAGAAAGUAGGCGUAGCCUUCUGUACCGGUGGUUUCUUCUUCCUCCUCUUCGGCCUCGUACUCUUCUUCGACCGCGCCCUUCUCGCCAUGGGCAACAUUCUCUUUCUCGUUGGCAUCACUCUACUUCUCGGGCCACAACGAACAUUCGCUUUCUUCGCACGCAGACAGAAGUGGCGGGGUAGUGCUGCUUUCUGGGCAGGCAUCCUGCUUAUUCUAUUGGGGUGGACGUUGGUGGGUUUUGUGAUCGAGGCUUAUGGCAUAUUUGUGCUGUUUGGAGAGUUCUUCAAAACGAUAGCAGGAUUCGCGUACAACAUCCCAGUGGUCGGGCCCUAUCUCGCAAGAGCGCUGCAAGUUGCUGGAGACAAGGCG